Molecule: messenger RNA, 1268 nt
Organism: Exophiala xenobiotica
Lineage: Eukaryota; Fungi; Ascomycota; Eurotiomycetes; Chaetothyriales; Herpotrichiellaceae
Exons: 3
Coding region: 198-863 (221 amino acids)
Source: RefSeq, a predicted model, not a curated record
UGUCACUCGUCCAUGUGCAUUGAUCACUUUCCCGUCCUUCCGUUUGCUCCACGGCAGCUCGCCUUCCUUCCCAGCACUGCAUUCACCUUUUUCCCCCUCCACUGCACAAUCAUCUGCAUUCUGCCUCCAUCAUUCUCUGUUACCAAGCAUCCAUUGACAACUGGCAUCUCAAAGCAGACAGCUCGUCUUCUACCACCAUGAUGAUGUCCAGGUUCAUCCUCGCAGCUUCGGCUCUUGUCGCCGUCGCUCAUGCGCAGACUCUCGAGACCUCCAGCGCAUCUUCAGUUGCUGCCACCUCCACCGUCUCUCAGGUGAUGCCUCCAGCGGCCACCGCUUCCUUCAACCCUGCAGGAAUUAGCUCCACCGAUGCAUUCAACUGGUGCCAUGCGCAGCUGAACACUUGCCCGUACAUCUGUGGUGGGAGUGCUUCUCAGAAUUCAUGCGACGAUACCACCUUCACCUACAGCUGUGUUUGUGCGAAUGGAACCGUGCCGGACUGCACCGCCUUUACGCAGACCCUUCCCUACUUCAUCUGUCAAGAGACCUACAUCCAGUGUAUCAACAACAACCCCAACGAUGCUCAGGCUCAAUCAGUCUGCGCUGACAACGAGCAAUGUGGUACUCGUAAUGCGACUGCCGAAGCUCUUGCUGCCAGCUCGGCUGCCGCUUCUUCCACAGCUGCAUCCACUUCCUCUGCGGCCUCAAGUGCCUCCAAAACUCAAUCUGGCUCUGCAACCGGUGCCAGUGCCUCAGCCUCAGCCUCAGCUACCGAAUCUGGAAACGCUGCUGUUGCCAUGACUCAACAUCUGACAACCGGAGCUUUCGCAGCUGUCCUGAUUGCCGCAUUCAAGCUCCUCAUCUAGAAACUUACCACAUCCUGAGCUCCUCCGCAGCACCCUUCCCUUCGACUCGAUGGUAAUAUUGGACAUACUCUUUCUCUCGGGCUGUGGAAAAGGUACGAAGGGACAACAAAAAGGACACAAACCCAACAGACUAAUAUUAGUGACGGGGCGAUGGCAUGCACAUGGUUGACAUGACUUGGGCAUUGAAUUAUGGUGGAAUAAGUGACUUCAACGAGCGAUGAUUUACGUGUUUUGUGAGCGUUCUGCGAUUGCUUCACCGGGGCAAAAGCAACUUCAAUCCUUUAGCGUGCGUGUAUUUUUGCCUGUGCAGAAACAGCUGAUAUGCGCAUUGGAGGAGAGCCGAUAGAGUGCUUGGAACUAAUAAUACGAUUGCUGCGACGAAGUAGAGAAGCUCUUGUCUUUUUC